This is a messenger RNA of Haliotis rufescens (red abalone), 3226 nucleotides long. RefSeq lists its product as uncharacterized. Lineage: Eukaryota; Metazoa; Mollusca; Gastropoda; Lepetellida; Haliotidae. The transcript has 2 exons. The coding region runs from base 458 to 1513 and encodes 351 amino acids. The record is from RefSeq and is a predicted model, not a curated record.
CGGGUUUGUACGGCAUGCAUACCUGAGCGGUGUACCUGACGGGUUAGUCAUGGAAGGAGCGCGUCUCCAGGUCAUAGAUUCAAGAAUUGGAUAGAAGUGAGAUCUUGCCUGUCAGAUUCUGUCAUCUGUCGAGUUUUUACGUUUUCUUUCUAUCUGUUGACAGCGCUACAAAGGAACUUGAGAGAGAGGUGCGCAUCAUUAACUGCGUGAAGCCAAGACGUGGAUAGGUGCGACUCACUCAAUUGCUUGAGAUCAACAAAUCUCACUGAUAAUUCGCGGACAGGAAUUUGGUUGUACAUACAGCGAGUCAUCGAUCGGAUACACGCCAAAUUGUUGGGAACUUUAACCAGGGAUGGCCCCGAUAAGGUCCCAGUUAUUGUGAACGGGUGCGUGUGCAUGAAGGACAGACUGGUAAGGAGAAAUUAGUGUCGUCUGCUCAUCACAUUUACUUGUGAAAAUGUCGUCUGCUGAAGAGGAAACUGCCUCGUGUUCAUCGUCGCAAGGCGUAAGUGAUGUGUUGGUGCUAGGCGAUGACGUCUCACUGAAUAGCGACACAGAUUUCAGCGAUAUUGUGGGAAAAUUUGACACAGGACUGUGUUUGGAACCGGAUACCAACAUAUCUAUCGGAGAUGGAGACAAUAGUUUACGGGACUCUGAUUCCAUGGGAGCUGCCUCUAGCAACAGUAGUGUGAAAGAGGACGUUGUUGAGGAAGACCCUAGCGACGACGACAACGCAGAGGAAGAAGAGGAAGAGGAGGAGAAGCCCACAGCUAACGGUACUUCAGCUGUUGCCCUAGCAGGGGCUAUGGGAGAGGCAACGGCUUCCGAGGCAGGGGGCAAAGACGGUAAAAAAUCAAAAUCUGUGAAAGAGUCUAGUCCCACUAAGGAAAAGAAGAAAAAGAAGUCCCCAUUUGCUCUUCUAAGGAGGUUAACUAAGUUUGAUAAAAAACCGAAACACAAACCGUUUCCUUCCGAAUUCAACCAGAUUCGAAUUGAUCGUCUACCUCAGUUGUUUGUGGCCAAGUACCUGGGCAAGAAGGACUCCAAGGGCUUGUAUGGACUCCACCAUGUGAGGAAACCAGUGGACGAGAUGGUCAGUAAGGUCAAGAAGGGUCUUGAGGCUACAGACCGCCUGGAACUUCCCUUGGUAUACAUUGUGUUCACACUUAAGGGCAUUGAUAUAAGAGAGCAUAAACUGAACAAGGUCAAGGGAGUUGAGUACGGUAUGAUCCCAAUAGAUUUCAUAUCGUAUGGUGUACAGGACAUCAAGUACUGGCGAGUUUUUACGUUCAUUGUUGUAAAGGAACUCUCAUCACGAACCAAGGUGACUGAGUGCCAUGCCUACCUGUGUGAUUCUUCUCUGAACGCCCGCAAGAUGGCACUGGCCCUAGGUGCCUCGUUCAAGCUGUACUCCAGGAGGUUGUCGACGGAGGGUAAGUCCCAUAACUUCCAGGUGGAACUCCGACCCCCGGAUGAGCUCGCCGAUGCUUUCUCUAAGGAGUACGAGGCUUAACAUGGUCGAAGAGUAGACCCAUAGCUGACGUCGGAUACGCUUCCAGCUAUGGCAUCAAACAUCCAUGGCUAUUCAUGAGUACCCGUGUAGGAUACGCGUGUGCUUCCUGACAUUAUCCUAUUACCAAAUCUGAAAACAAAUGUUCCAGAAAGACACUUUUAUCAAGUACUUAUGUUAUCCUGUGAUUGAACCACGAGAAUAAGGUAAUUCAAAGCGUGUACCAAUUUGUCGAAGAUCAAUAAGUGUGAGUGGGGAUAAGGAACAUACAACCCACGCCCCGAUUCCGGGUGGUGGUGCGUGCACGUGAUCGGAUUAAUAUUGACCUGCCUUUUGAAGGAUAACAACUGCUGGCUGUACGAAGGGUUGUAACCCUUCCAGUGAUUUCCGGUUUACAAUAUCUUUGGAGUAGGGGCUAUGCUUCCAUGACCCCAGGGUCAGACACGCCCACCCUCCCACGUGGUGGAUGUGCAACAUGGUAUUACAUGUUUCUACAGGUGUAACUUAUAUAUUGGGUGUACCAUAUUUUACGAAACGCCAUAUUUAAUUUUGUACUUGUUUAGCAUAUUAUGACAAUAUCAAACCUUAAUCUUUACUAAAUGUCCCAGUGUAUAUGAAAAUACCACGGUAUAUAAUAUAAAAAUUAUAUGUACUUAAUUAAUUUAACUGGAGCCUAAUGUGUAUGAUUCUCGUCGUGACCUUUCUGCCAUAUUGUUUUGUUUCAUAUCAUCUUGCCACCCUACAAUCAGAGUCGGUCGGUAACGUUGAUAAAUAUUUACACUCCAGUGAAAACAUUGUUGUCAAAUAUUUCGUUUGUCUGAUGGAAAUGUUAUUUUAAAUUAUUGAAGCCACAACUAUUCAGCAGAAACAACUGCUUGUCCGCGUGAAGUUAAUCAUAGAUGGCGUGUACUGCUGUGAAUAGCUUGAACGCAUCCACAUGGACGUCACUCGCGGCAUCGUUCUAACGCUAUGUCGACCGUCAAUCUGUACUACCGCAACACUUGUUGAUAGGUCGUCUGUGGGCUAAAUCGUCUAGUUAAAAUCACCUUUCCAAAUUGAUGCAACUGGCUGUUUUCAUUUGUAUAUGUAAAUAUUAGCACAGCGGUUUAUGUCGAUAGUGGCUGAAUGACGCAGUACUGACACGCAUCACCUUGCUCCAAGGCAAUGGGUAGUGAGGGAUUGAACACCUGUAAAAAGUAAUACAAAUCCAGGGAAUUAUAACUUAUUAAUAUCAUCUACCAGUCCGUGUUCUUGCCGCUUCCCAUAUAUUCACUCUGGUCGCAUGUAGACCGACUCUCGCGUUAAAGGGACUCUCCGGGUGUUUUUUUCAAUUCUGCGUUGAUUGAUCAUAUAUGACCUUUACAGCCAUGCAAAUUAAUGAAGGUCAUGUGUUAUGAAGGUCAUGACUCUUAAGUACACAAGCGUUUUAGAUAAAAAGAACAAAGACACAAUUCUUCUCUGAAAUUGUUUUGUGUGUGCUCAGAAAGCCCUUUAUGCCUUAACAAGUCAUAAUGUUCAGGAGCUGUCGUUAACAACCAUGACGGCUCCAGAUAGGAGCUAUUUAUACACGUACAUCUCUACUUAAGUAUGUAUAUCGUUGUCCAGGGAUGGGACAGUCCUACUGUUCUUAAUGAAAUGUAUAUGUGCCAAGGUUUAUUUCAAACAAAAUUAGUCACUACAAGAAUAAUAAUACCGUAAUAAAAUAUUUAGACUAUA